CUGCGCUACAUGCCUAUUAGGGCCGUCUCCAAGAGCCACUUUACAGAACUGCCAGCCUGCCUUCCCCGGCCCGGUGGAACAUUCAAAUCACAUUCAAAUCCUGUGCAUCAUUCGACUUGUGCCGAGAGCUCAUGCAAAGCGGGAUCUGAGCACACCGAGCAGAGAGGACAAGAGGAGGACUUGGCGUGUCUGAGGUCUGCCUGAGCCCAGUGUAUUCUCUGCUGGCUUUACCCCUUUCUAUUGGUCACCAUGGAUGAGAUGGACGCACCGCAGAUGAAGAAGGAGGUGGAGAGUCUAAAGUAUCAGCUGGCUUUCAAGCGAGAGAUGUCUUCCAAGUCUAUACCCGAAUUAUUAAAGUGGAUUGACGAAGGAAUACCCAACGACCCUUUCCUGAACCCGGAGCUGAUGAAGAAUAACCCCUGGGUGGAGCGAGGAAAGUGCAGCAUCCUGUGAGGCUCCAACGACCGCCUCUGCCCUACCCCCCCCAACUCUCAUCUACUCUGAAUGUAACUAGAUUCUGAUAUUAGAGAUUAGAGUCCAGAUAGGCAGCUGAAGAGACCUAUUUGAUCACAUUGCAUUGCUCCAGCAGAAUUUACACAUUGCAGGAAGGGGGGGAUGCUGUCACCCCAGUAACCAGUCUCCCCACCAUAGCUUAGAUGGGGGGGGGGGGGGGGCUGUGCUGUAAUGAAGAGGUCUAUCAUUUUAUUACUUUUCAUUUUAGGUGUAUAGAGUGGCUAGGAAGCGUAGCAAUGAACUUGUAGAUUAAGGGGCCGAUUUGCAGC
Messenger RNA from Nanorana parkeri, 782 nucleotides. It is a transcript of the gene GNG13, whose product is annotated as G protein subunit gamma 13. Bases 250 to 453 code for a protein of 67 amino acids. The transcript is spliced from 3 exons. Gene Ontology annotation, molecular function: G-protein beta-subunit binding. Lineage: Eukaryota; Metazoa; Chordata; Amphibia; Anura; Dicroglossidae. Gene Ontology annotation, biological process: phospholipase C-activating G protein-coupled receptor signaling pathway; sensory perception of taste. Gene Ontology annotation, cellular component: heterotrimeric G-protein complex. The record is from RefSeq and is a predicted model, not a curated record.